UCAUCUUUUCUCUUGAAUCGUUUGAACAGUUAGUUGCUUUUUGUUUUCUCUCAAUUCGCAGCGAAAUGAAGUUUUUGUACGGAUUGGCAUUGGCUUUAAUCUUCUUUGAAGGAUUUAUAAGCCAAUGUGUUGGUGCAGGUGGCUCAGAAGAUGCAUCGACCAGUUUAAAUCUAAGAAAUCUUCCAAGUAAUGUAUAUGAAGAAAUCCUAUUCAGGACUGGUUUCAGUGCAACGGAAGAUGCAGCAAAAGACAGGCAGAGAUCCUCAGCGGCUGUCAAGAAAAUACUUGAAGAUCGUAUAAUUCAGAUCGUUCCAAUAAAUUUUGACAACGAAAAAAUGCACGAAUUCGAUCUAGGUGGUUACAUUUACCUUAACAUCUAUGGUGUCAAUAAAGCUCUUUCACUUUUUAAGAACUUUGGCAACCUUAUCAAGAAGAUUAAAGUUGACUACAAAUUCAUCGAUCAAGUAGAUGAUAACAUACGCCAUCAGAUAAAUGAAAAUAUUAUCACAAAGUAUGCAAAACAAUUCACAGAGUUUCACAUAGUCGCCAGUAAUGCGUUUUUGACAUUUUUGGAUGAACUUUCAAACGGCGGAGAAAGAAUUCGUUUUCCAAAUGUGAAAAAACUUGUUUAUCAUGGUCCAGAUUUUGGAAAUUCAUACGACUUAAAUUCGAUAUUUCCAAACCUUGAAUCUUUGACUUUACAUUAUAAUUACAUGUAUGUAUCUAACUCAUUCAUGCAAAUUAAUAUGACUUGUAUGGAAAAUGUUACGAAAUUGAAGGAAUUAAAACUGGAGAUUAAUCCUGAUUCAUAUCAACUACAUGAGCUUGAAAAGGUUUUUUCGAAAAAUAAGCAGUUGUCUACGCUUGGUCUCGUGUUAACCAAUAAAAUAGAUAUUCUUCGCUCGGUCGAAAUACACGUAAAAACUGUGCAAACACUUGACAUUCAAGUUGAUAGUACCGAAUUUCUGAAUCAUGUGUCUGAAAAACAUUCAUUCAAUAUGCCAACACUAAAAAAGCUACAUUUAAGUAAAAGUUGUAGGGACUGUCGAAUUAUUAAUUUUAUAAACUGUUUUAAAAAAUUGAAAACACUGGAAGUGUGGACCCAUGUUGAUUUCAUCGUAUCAAAUUUUGAAAAGUUGAUUGAAAUCAAUGAAUUCAUUAUGAAUAAUAUCCCAUUUAUCAUGAAUACGAAGAAAAUAUUGCAAAUCUUUGGUAGAAAGAAGAAAUUGAAUAUGGUAAAGUGGGAACCUGUUGCCAAAGAUGAGUAUAACACUUUCAAAUUUGAAUUGAGUGACAUCAAUAAAGAGUUAAAGCAAUCACAUGAACCAACAUGGAAGAUAAACUAUAUAAAUCCGAAAACAAGCUAUGGAUAUAUACUUAUGAUGCGUAGCAAAUAAAACUCUUUUGGAAAAAAAUCAGGUUUCGACAGUUCGAAUAAAUAAAUAAUUCAUCUUUUCUUCGAAUAAAAAAAAAGCUUUUUUUCAUUCAAA
Contarinia nasturtii (swede midge) is the source of this 1490-nucleotide messenger RNA. RefSeq lists its product as uncharacterized. The record is from RefSeq and is a predicted model, not a curated record. Bases 66 to 1397 code for a protein of 443 amino acids. The transcript is spliced from 2 exons. Lineage: Eukaryota; Metazoa; Arthropoda; Insecta; Diptera; Cecidomyiidae.